UGACAAUUUAUUAAAAGAAAGCAGAGGCGCAUCGACAGGAACCUCAAACUCUGCCCAGAACGACCAAAGCUACUAGUACAUAUACAUGUAAAGCCUUACAUAGAUGAGACGAAGCAGCACCACCAUAGCUCUAUGCAAUGAAAUGCUUCAAGUUUUGUGUACCUGUUCACCCCACAAGCCUCACAUCAAACAGGUUGGUUCUCUUUACUCUCUGUUCUCACUCUUCACCACUAACCACCACUUCUCAACUACAACUUCUUCAUCCCCAUCAUCUUCAACUACACAAAAUACCAACACCCAAAUAGAUUCAUCUCCCAAUUGUUUCAAUGGUAUAGCCCAAUCUGUCAUUUUGAGGUGUUCCCAGUAUUUUGACAAGAGUAAAGGCAAAGACUUUGCCAAUGCUUCUCUAAAAGACCUUCUUUUGGAGAUUUCUGAUUUAGUGCCUGAACAAACUCGUAGGCUUAGGCGGGUUUUGGAGCCGAAACCCGAAGAUGUGCUUGAAUUAUUACUGGGUUUUGAAUUGCAGUGUGGGCAAGUUGGAUUUGAAGCUAGAAAGGUUGAGUCUUUGUGGGGAAUUUUCAAGUGGGUUAGUGAAAACAUUAAGGGUUUUAAGCAUAAACCUCAGUCAUGUGAGGUCAUGGCCUCAAUGCUUGUCAGAGUGGGAUUGCUUAGAAAAGUUGAGUUCUUGCUUUCCACAAUGGAAAGUAAAGGAGUUUCGUUGGAUAGUCAAGAAAUUUACAGUGAUUUGAUUGAAGGGUAUGUUGGUAUUGGUGAGUUAGAUAGGGCCAUUUCGGUAUAUGAUCGAAUUAGGGGGCGUGUAGUGCCAUCAUUGCAGUGUUGUUGUGUUCUACUUGAUCAAUUGGUGGGAAUGAGGAAGACCCAAUUGGCGUUUCAAGUUUGUAGUGAUAUGGCACAAAUGGGUUUUGAUUUGAGAGAUGUGAAGAAGGCCACAUUUGAGGGUGUCAUUAGACUGCUUUGCAGGGAUGGAAAGAUUCAGGAGGCAAGAAAUUUUGUCAAGAAGGCUAUGGCUUUCGAACUCAUGCCUAGCAACUUAGUUUUAAAUGAAGUUGCUUAUGGAUAUUGUGAGAAGAAGGACUUUGAUGAUUUGAUGAGCUUCUAUGCUGAGAUUAAGUGUGCCCCAGAAGUUUUGGCUGGGAAUAGGAUUGUGCAUUCUCUUUGUAGCAAUUUUGGGACAAGAAGGGCAGAACCAUAUUUGCAAGAAUUAGAAAUUUUAGGCUUCAAUCCUGAUGAGGUAACCUUUGGAAUCAUGAUUGGCUGGAGCUGUCGUGAACGAAAACUUAAAAGUGCCUUUGUUUACCUAUCAGAGAUGUUGGGAAGACACCUAAACCCCCAUAUAUGUACCUAUAAUGCUCUUAUCAGCGGGGUAUUUAUGGAGGGUAUGUGGAAGCAUGCUGGGAAGGUGUUUGAUGAGAUGGUAGAUAGGGGGACUACACCUGAUUUGUCGACUUUCAGGAUUCUCUUAGCAGGCUAUUGUAAAGUUAGAAAAUUUGAUGAAGCCAAAAGGAUAGUUUUUGAUAUGGCAAGCCAUGGACUGAUUCAAAACUCUUCAGGUGAGGAUCCGCUAUCCAAAGCAUUUAUGGUUCUGGGUUUCAAGCCAUUAGCUGUGACAUUGAAGAGAGAUAAUGAUGUUGGGUUUGCUAAAACAGAGUUUUAUGAUGAUCUUGGGAAUGGACUUUAUUUGGAUACAGACCUGGAUAAGUAUGAGAAAAGAGUCACUGGGAUCCUAGAAGAUUGCAUGGUACCUGAUUAUUACUCUCUUAUGAUGAAAGAAUGCACUCUUGGAAAUUUGAAGGGUGCAUUGGUUUUGGUAGAUGAAAUGAUCCGGUGGGGACAAGAUUUGUCAUUGUCUAUGAUCUCCGACUUACUGAAAGGGCUUUCUGCAUCCCAUUUACAUACCAAGGGAAUCACCAGCAUUGUAGAUAAAAAGCUUCACUUGGUAAGUCAGCUAGACCAAGAAACUCUAAACUUUCUUGCCCAAGCAUACGGCAAGAAAGGAUUGACAUAUAAUACAAGGAUAGUAGUGAAUGGAAUGAUAGAAAGGCAUCUGAAAAUCAACAACGAGACUUACACUGCUUUAGUAAAAGGUUUUUGUAAGAAGGGAAACUUGAGGGAGCUGAAUGCUUGCUGGAAUAUUGCUCAAAAUGAGAGAUGGUUACCAGGGUCGGAAGAUUGUAAAGCCUUGAUGGAAUGUCUUUGCAGUAAAGAAAUGCUAAGAGAAGCAGUGCAGCUUCUUGAAAGCAUUCUGAUAUCCUAUCCAGACUUGAGGUCAGAUAUGUGUAAUAUGAUCCUAGACAAGCUUAUUCUUACAGGUUGUACAGGAAUUGCAAGCAUAUUGUUAGAAGAACUUGAACAGCGUGGUGGCAUCCUGGAUCGGAUGGCCUAUAACAAUCUUAUUAGAGGAUUGUGUAAGGACAAGAAUUUUCAGGUAGCCUUUACAGUGCUAGACAGUAUGCUGGCUAAAAAUUUGGCCCCAUGUUUGGAUGUUAUUGUCCAAUUAAUUCCUCAGUUGUGUAAGGCUGAUAGAUUUGGAAAAGCAGUUAACUUGAAAGAGAUUGGUCUAAGAGAGAAAUCUUCAUUUCUACUUUCUCUAGAUCAUGCAUUGAUAGAAGGCUGUUGUAUUUCAGGGAAAGUUACAGAAGCAACCACUCUACUACAGAAUAUGUUGUUAAAUGGGAUACCUCCUGAUGCUGAAAUUUACAACUUUAUGGUUCAGGGUCUUUGCAAGGUUAAUGACUUGAAGAAAGUAUGGGAGCUACUUUGUGUAAUGGCAAGAAAAAGUUUCAACAUUUCACUCUCAACUUACCGCAAUUUGGUGCGUUUGUUGUGUCUGGAAGGUAGGGUUCUUCAUGCAUGGAAAUUGACUGAGCUUAUGAUUGGACAAAGGGAUCCUUAUGAUCUUAGCUUCUACAAUAUUCUGCUAUUCUAUAUUUUCCCAACCGGGAAUACUUUGCUUGUCAAGAAGGUUGUGGAGCAUUUGCAAGAGAAGAAAUUGCUACUUGAUGAAGUAACUUACAGCUUUCUUGUACUUGGGUUUUGUAGAUGUAAAGAUGUGUCGAGUGCUGUGGAUCAUCUGUACACUAUGAUCUCUAAGGAUUUCAGGCCAAGCAACCGCAACUUGAGAAAAGUUAUAACCAGCCUGUGUGAUAUUGGGGAGAUUGAGAAAGCCUUGGAAUUGAGUCGAGAAAUGGAAUUGAGAGGCCGGAUUCAUGAUUCAAUGAUUCAAAAUGCGAUUGUUGAGGGUCUUUCUUCUCGUGGUAGGAUUCAAGAAGCUGAAAAUUUUCUGGACAGGAUGGUAGAGAAGUGUCUAAUUCCAGAAAAUGUCAACUAUAAUAAUCUAAUUAAACUGUUUUGCUUGUAUGGAAGACCGAACAAAGCAGUUAAUCUUCUGAACAUAAUGCUGAAGAAAGGGAAUGUUCCAGAUUCUACCACUUAUGAUUCCAUCAUCAGCUCUUUCAGUGCCCUUGGUAAUCUGGAGCAAGCUAUGGAUUUUCAUGCUGAGAUGUUGGAUAGAGAUCUUAAGCCAAGCAUCGACACUUGGGACAUUCUGGUCCAUAACUUUUGUCGAGAUGGAAAAACAGCAGAGGCAGAAAGGCUUUUGAAGUAUAUGGUUUGUGCAGGUGAAACAGUGACCAGGAAGAUAUAUCUAUGUGUAAUUAAUAGUUAUCGCUCAGAGAACAAUCUCGGAAAGGUCUCAGAGCUUAUGCAAGCAAUGCAACAGAGUGGUUAUGAGCCAGACUUCGAGACACAUUGGUCUCUCAUAAGGAACCUAAGAGUUUCUAGUGACAAGGACAAUGCAAACAGGAGCAAGGGUUUCCUGUCAAAGCUUCUCUCUGCAAGUGGAUUUUCUAGGCAAAAGUAUUCCAAGGCCAAACAGGGGUAACAAGGAUUUGAUUCAUUCAUUCUUCCUAAAGGAUUAAAUGGUGGCGUUUGCUAUCAAUAAGGAUCUGAGCAUCUUUGGCUAUUGAAGAAAUAGAGAGCGACCAUUCUGCUGUGUUAAUAUUUAGGGGAAAAUCUCCGAAUAAUACCAGAAUUAUCACUGAAUGCAAGUUUUGGUAGCUGAAGUUUAAUAAAGAAUCAAUUGGUACCUAAACUACUACUCUGUUAAGUUGCAUUCUUGAAAACUUGAGGUAGCGGUGAUCGAUCCAUAUGGAAAGCUCUAUGACGGUGGUGGGAGGUGGACCAAAAUCAACUGUUAUUAUUAUGUGGAGGGGAUCAGGGGAGCGAGAAUGAGGUCGUCGAUGAGGACAGAGAGAAAUUUUUCCUGCAUGGCAUAGAGGACGUUGUGGAUUUGAAGUGUUUACAGUGGAAGCAAGGAGCCAGUGUAAAUGAUGGUUGUAGUACGUAAUCACGUAUUAGCUAUAGGUUGUUGUAGCUUGUGUCCUUUUUGGCAGUACGUAUGUAUCGGACGAUACCUAUGUAUAUACUACGUAUGUUGUACAAUAAACUAGCCUGUAAUGGUUGUUUGUAGCA
Rosa rugosa (rugosa rose) is the source of this 4491-nucleotide messenger RNA. Its product is annotated as pentatricopeptide repeat-containing protein At5g15280, mitochondrial. The transcript has a single exon. NCBI's taxonomy places the organism in Eukaryota, Viridiplantae, Streptophyta, Magnoliopsida, Rosales, Rosaceae. Bases 104 to 3901 code for a protein of 1265 amino acids. The record is from RefSeq and is a predicted model, not a curated record. Gene Ontology annotation, molecular function: protein binding.